Mesocestoides corti is the source of this 1986-nucleotide messenger RNA. The record is from the annotation of a GenBank genome assembly. Lineage: Eukaryota; Metazoa; Platyhelminthes; Cestoda; Cyclophyllidea; Mesocestoididae.
AUGCUUCCCUAUCGCAGCAGAAAUAGUGCUGUAGUUAAUACCGCCGCUGCUGCAAUUCGUCAGUGCACUGGAGCUGUUUUCGAUCAAGCCUGCAAGGACGUUCCCCCAUCUUCUUCCGACAGUGUUUCCUCCAAUGACAAAACUAGUGCGUUUAAGUUCACCCCCGCAUCAAAGAGCGCCUUCUUUUUAUUUCAAGAUCUCUGUUUGUUGACGUCCGGCAGCGUUCCUCAUUGGUUUCAAGGCAUCGAAUCCAUUUCCCCUCUCCUUGGAUUAGAGCUAAUUGAAUCUGUUCUCCUUAAUUACUGUGACCUCUUUAUUAGGGAAAAAGAGUUUCUGCACCUCCUGAAGGAGCGCGUGUGUCCCCUGGUCACCAAACUGCUGGCCCCGGACGCGCAGACAGGCGGGUCACGCGACCCCGGUGAUGGACCCGGUGUUGCCGCGUCGAGCGCACCCUCGGUUUUCGGCAUCCACGUUCGCCUCAACCGCAUCGUUGUUCUGCUCUGCUCGAAAUACUUUGCGUGUCUUAACGCAGAAUGCGGGGUCUUAUUGUCCACGGUAAUGCGCACCGUCGACACCGAGACUGCGAUGUGGCGUCUGGCCCUUGCUCUGGAGGUCAUGUUCAAGGUCAUUUCGCUGCCGGACCUAUUGGUGAACAUUUGUGCCACAUUUGACUUGGCAAAUCCUCAAUCCCGUGUUUUCCGUGGACUUGUUACUACCGCAAGUGGCUUUGUCCAAUCAACGCUUUUGGCCUCACAUGUCCCUAACAGAGAUUCAGUUGGAGCACCUUCGGGAAUGUCUGCAGGGCAUCAGCCGUCACAGAAACCGGCGUUAAUCUAUCGGGGCGGCAAUUUUGUCAUUGCAGAUGUGCAAAAAUUUGCCAUCCUGGAACUGCUGGACAGGCUUGAGCCUCCUUGCCUUCCCGAGGGCUAUUCACUUCGUCUGGCAAUCAGCUGUCUACUGCAAUUUGUUUGGUCCCUACAACAUGUCAUCCAACGAGUAAAAUCGUCUGAUAAGCCACAAACGGAACACAAAAUGUUGAAACUUUCGUGGACUGGUUUGCUUCCUGCGCUUUCGCUCCUGCUUGAGGCUUGCGCCGAUGAAAAACUGACCGAUUCGUUUCUUCUGGCUGAAAGUGUGAUGGUCGUUCUCAGCAGCCUGUGUGGCCUGGGGGACUCUCGAGAGGCCUUUGUUGCCUCUAUUUGCAAAUCAGCUCUCCCUUCACUCUCCGUUCUCUCCGAGAGGCAGUACCUCACGUUAUUUGCAAUGUGGGGUAUCAUUGGUUGCUGGAUUAUCCCACUCACCUGUUACCCCACCCCCCCUCCAGUUUCCCCCAAACACCGCCAGCCGCCUCAGGUCUGCGACGAGGCCACGGAUCGCAGCCCGGUUGUGAUUGUGGUGAAUGCCAACCACGGCCCAGGAAACCUGAGUCUCGAGGUGUCCUCCUCCUCGUCGUCAGGCGGCAGCUCCGUAGACGUCCCACCCGGCACCAAUGGGUCCCAGGCGCCUUCUUCCCUUUUCAUCACGGCCAAGCACAUUCAAAUCUCCAAGUCUCUGCUGGAGUUGGCCAAGACAAACGGGUCCUUGCUGGAGUCAUCCUGGUUUCCGGUGCUCACAACCAUGCAGCAACUAGUGUGGAUGCUUGGACUGAGGGCAGCUCCCUCAGCGACAGGGUCGUCGAUGUCGAAUGCCCAGAACGCACCCACCCCAAUGAGCCUCGACACGAGCUUCUUUGAGAAUGCAAGUGCUCCCAACAUAGCCACUCAGGGUGGCGGUGUGGUCUCCAAGGUCAUCUCGGAAUUGCCUACCCUCUCGCAGACCCUCUCCUUUGUAUUUGAGCAGUCAAAGAAUUUUGACGAAAUCGCUCUUGGCUAUCUCAUCCGAGCACUGUGCAGUGUGGCGUCGGAGACUUUGGAAAUCUCAACCACAAACCGGGUAAGCCUUCUUGCACUGCCGCCUUUCCCACUCCACUGUAUCAACUAUCAUUAG